Molecule: messenger RNA, 584 nt
Organism: Zalophus californianus (California sea lion)
Lineage: Eukaryota; Metazoa; Chordata; Mammalia; Carnivora; Otariidae
Product: programmed cell death protein 5-like
Exons: 1
Coding region: 210-584 (124 amino acids)
Cellular component (GO): nucleus; cytosol
Molecular function (GO): DNA binding
Source: RefSeq, a predicted model, not a curated record
CUCCCAGCUGAGCAGGGAGCCCGAUGCGGGGCUCGAUCCCAGAACCCUGAGAUCAUGACCUGACCCAAGGCUGAUGCUUAAAUGACGAGCCACCCAGGCACCACUGUAAAUACCUAUUUCUAAUCAUACUUUUACCCACUCAUUUUAGCAUCCAUUGAUUAUUCUUGUCCAAAAGUUACAGAUUAGGCUCGACCCUGGACUGCCACACCAUGGCGGAGGAGGAGCUGGAGGCUCUGAGGAAACAGAGGCUGGCCGAACUGCAGGCAAAGCAUAGGGAUCCUGGCGAUGCUGCACAACAGGAAGCAAAACACAGGGAAGCAGAAAUGAGAAACAGUACCUUAGCCCAAGUCCUGGAUCAGUCAGCCCGGGCCCAUUUAAGUAGCUUAGCACUUGUAAAGCCUGAAAAAACUAAAGCAGUAGAGAAUUACCUCAUACAGAUGGCAAGAUAUGGACAACUAAGCGGGAAGGUAUCAGAACAAGGUUUAAUAGAAAACCUUGAAAAAGUAAGCCAAAAAACAGAAAAGAAAACCACAGUUAAAUUCAACAGAAGAAAAGUCAUGGACUCUGAUGAAGAGGAUUAUUGA